UUCACGUUUUGCAAUUAAACUCACGAUACUUUUAGCUAUAAAAGUGGCCGUUGAAUUUUUCGAUCGCUAUUUAAAUUCGCUGUGAUUUGGUGUGAGACACAAUAAAACUAAUUGUGUCAUUGGUAUAUCGAACAUAGUUGCAUUUUGGGAGAAAAAAUCGACUUUGAACUUUUUGCUUGUAAAUUUGACUGCAAAAGCAUUUAGUUGUAUUGUUGUAGAAUAUUAUAAUCGCUAUACCAAAAAUCUACAGUUGAUUGAGCCAGUUACAUUUUUACUUUUGAUAAAUAAAGACCAAAUUUGACAAAAACCUUUCCAUUACUCGAAUCGAAAAGUAUUAAGAAUUUAAUUAAAUUAAAAUUCAAGUUUGGUGAAAAAAAGUCCAUUCACUCCCCAUAACAAGUGCUAGUGUUUUAUAGUAGCACAAAGAGUAAAUAACAGAAAAAAACGCGUGAAGAUUUGAAAAUUGAAAUUGGUUACGAAUAUCUCCCAUAUUUAGUUCAGUCUCUGAUAAAAUGUUAGAAAACUCGGAAAGUCAUCCAAAACUAUCAAAUGUAAAAAAUCAAAUCUAUGCAACCAUCAUAGCGAAUAUCAUAGUGAUAAGUUUCGGCAGUUGUGUUGGUUGGUUCUCACCUGCGUUGCGUGUACUUCUAUCGGAUGAGACGCCGCUUAAAACCGGCCCAUUAACCAAUGAAAAAUUGUCAUGGAUUGGAGCAAUGAACAGUUUCGGUGCCUUAUGUGCAACAUUCAUAAGUGGAUUUCUGUCGAUCCGAUUGGGCUCGAAACGCGCCAUGACCAUUUUGGCAUUGCCAGCAGUCACUGUGUGGAUUUUGAUCUACUUCGGUGACUCGUUCUACCACAUUUUCUUUGCACGAUUUGCAACCGGAUGUAUUGGUGGUGGCUUUCAAUCGGGAGUCAUUCUUUUCGUCGCCGAGAUUUCCAACGAUAAUAUUCGAGGCCGCCUUGGCUCAGUUAUUCCAUUAGCAAGGAAUACGGGCAUUUUGUUAGCGAAUAUUGCAGCAGCUGUCGUCGAUUACGAACACCGGCCGUUUAUUUUUGUGGUGUUUCCUGUGAUAUUUUUCAUUUGGAUCAACUUUUUGCCUAGCACUCCAGAAUAUUAUCUUCAAUGUGGAAAAGUUGAAGAAGCCAAAAGAGCGUUAAUGUUCUACAAAUCGGUCGAUGGCGAGAGUAGCCAUGAAACAUCCCUCUUGCAGAGUGAAUUCGAGCAAAUCCAAAUGAUUGAGUGGGAACGAAAACGAAGUGCAAAGAUUCAGCCAAAAGAUUACUAUAAUCGAGCCGCUUUGAAAGGAAUUGGCACAGCAAUAGCAAUGGUUUGGCUGUUCCAGUCGACUGGAUUUUAUAUUAUCGUAAAUUAUGCGUCGUUAAUUUACAAAAUAUCGGGUACAACGCUCAAAAUAGAAAUAUCGACCAUAGUGUUAUCGGUUGCCCAGAUUCUCGGUGGAUUGGUAGCGACGCGACUAGGUGACACAUUUGGCCGAAAAACGACUUUAAUCUCAUUUUUUGGUUCGGCCAUUGGACUUUUUACGUUUGCGAUUCAUUCAUACUUGCGCCAAAAUCAAUGUGAUGUUUCGCAUUAUACGUGGGUGCCCGAGGUUUGCUUAUCCUUUGUUAUUUUCAUCUCAAGUGCCGGAAUUGACGCAUUAGCGAACACAUUCGUUGUGGAAAGUUUUCCACCAAAGGUAAGCUACUUACUAAUAAGCACAGGCUUUGAAGAUCAAACUUGGAUUGUUGCUCGAAUUUUGAAUGAUUCUAAUAAAUGUUCAUAUCAAUUCGAUCGAUUGGCAUGACAUUUUAUUCAAUGGCUAUCAAUAUCGUUGCGAUAAUGGGUGAAAAAUUCUUUCCAAUAUCAGUCGAAGCAAUUCAUUUACACUGUGUUCUACUAUUUCUUGCGAUCAAUUGCUGCAUCGGAACUAUUUUUAUUACUUUUAUGAAAGAAA
Messenger RNA from Sitodiplosis mosellana (orange wheat blossom midge), 1955 nucleotides. Its product is annotated as facilitated trehalose transporter Tret1-like. Gene Ontology annotation, cellular component: membrane. NCBI's taxonomy places the organism in Eukaryota, Metazoa, Arthropoda, Insecta, Diptera, Cecidomyiidae. The transcript is spliced from 4 exons. Bases 513 to 1805 code for a protein of 430 amino acids. Gene Ontology annotation, molecular function: transmembrane transporter activity. The record is from RefSeq and is a predicted model, not a curated record. Gene Ontology annotation, biological process: transmembrane transport.